CACCGCCAACAUUCGAAUUCUCAUCUGUUUGACAGCUGUCGUCUGUAAACAAAGGAACAGAUCGAAGACGACUGAAAAUAAUUUUGAAAACUUAUAGAAUAGACUGUAAAAGUUUGGCUUUUGCAGUUUAAUUGUUUAAUUUUGAUAUCUAUUUGCACGAUGGUACAGAUUGACAAACUGCAAAAUGGAGAAAACCAAGGACAAAAUGAAUUAUUUUGGAAAGGUGAAAUUGGGUCAAGAAAUCAAGUUCAGACUGACCUGAAAGAAACUACGUCAGGACAAACGCCGAAAAAAGCAGCACAGACAUCAUUUUCAGCAUUUACUCCAAAGGUGGAGUGUUUAUUUAAAAAGCUUCAGAAACUGAAAGCAGCCCAGGACAAAAUUGGACAUGUAUUGAGAAUUCCUUCAGUGGGUACUGAUGACAGCAUAGGGGUAGCAGAGCGGGACUCUGCAGUAACCACCAUAAAGUCCAUGCAGACAUUCUACAACUACAACAGCGACACUUUUGGAGCUGCUGUCUACUAUCUAGAUAGAUUCAUUACUAAAGUUAAGGUGAAACGAAGGUACCUUUCAUGUGUCACAUCAGCAGCCUUCUUUCUGGCCACCAAAAUGAAUGAAGAAGCAGAGUUUCACCCAAGUGCGUCAGAUCUUGCCAGCCUUAACUGCCAUUCAUGGAAACCGUCUGAUCUCAAGAGAAUGGAGAAGUUGAUGCUAGACAAACUCGAGUGGAGCUUGCAUUCAUCCCCUACUUGCAUCACAUUCCUAGAGACAUUGUAUGAAUUGUUGAGGGUGUUUAACUUUGCCUAUGAAGCUAUCAACGAGGACCUAUUCCUUACCAUGGUGGAGAGAUCUGAGCUGUACCUGAAUUACUCUGCAUGUGCCAAAUAUAAUCCCUGCACGCUUGCCAUGUCAGUUGCACAUCAGUGUUUGAAAGAAAUUGGCAUGGCUUCCAUGAUGAAUCGCUACAUUCUGCUUCACAUACAGGCUGUCAUGCAGGUGAGCGACUCAGAACUGUCAGGCUGUCAGUGUGCUAUCUCCAAACAGCUGGAGCUGUACAACCUGUGUCCACAAACCCGUCCCAAAUGUCUGCCUGUCCCUAGAAUUGUGCCUCGGCCCAGUCUGGUGAAAAGACCGAGCUUUUAUGGAACCACCGACUUGCCAACUAUAGAAGAAGUGCCAUGGAGUUGUGAAUCAAGUGAAGAGGAAGAUACUGUUAGUCCGAGUGAUGUUUAUUGCCCUUCUGUGGAUCGUCUCCCUUUAUUUGGAAAUGCUGCGCAGAAGUUAUCAAGUAGCUACUGUCUCCUGGUUGAACAGUGCUUGAAUCGAGGGGACUCUUACUUUGUUUGUAAACCUCAGUGCAAUAUUUUAGUCAUUUAGUUUCCUUGAAAGUUUUCUUUUGAGGAAUAAACACAUCUAGUUUAAACAUGAUUUGCUGUUCUAGUGAGAGAUUUGUUUUUAUAGUGUAUCAAGAUAUAUACUCAUGUUAUUGUGUGUUAAGGGUUGGCUGUUGUGUUAGUAAAUGUUGUGAGUUUCAUUAAAAAAAAUCUGUUAAAUGUGUUAGGUAAAUGUAUUAUUGUCUCCUACGGGUUUCACCGGAGUGUUCUUAUGGUUUGCGCUCUGUGUGUCUGUCUGUCAGUCCGUCACACCUUUCUGGAUCCUGCGAUAACUUAAAAAGUUCUUCAUAUUUUUUCAUGAAACUUUAAACAUGGAUAGAUGGCAAUAUGGACAUUAUGCAUGUCAUUUCAUUUUGUUCCUUCGUCAACAAUUCUGGUUGCUUUGGCAACAAAUAUAUAAAAAAAAUCUGACAAUGGUGGAGCCGGUAGGGGACAUAUAUUGCUUGGCAAUAGUCUUGUUGAAUGAGUUAUUUUUAAAAUUGAAGUUGAAAUACUGUGCAUGUAACUUGUAAGGUGUUUUAUUUAUGCAAGUUGUUGUAGCAUUGCAUUAUUAUUCAUACUGGUAUUUACUCUUUAACAUGUAUGCAUUCUCAAGUAGGAAUCCUGUUUAGUGUUAGAAUUCAGAUCUUAAAAGUGAAUGGAAAUACAAAGCAAUAGUUGAUAAACAGAUUGUAACGAACAUGCAUGGUUUUUGCUAAAAUGCUUUACUUUAGAGUGAAUCUGUACAUGUUAGACUUUAAUAACAUGCUUUUUGUUUACAUGACAAAACACAUUUUGUGAAAAAGGAAUAAUUGAUAAAUGAUGAUAUUAAUAACUGAGUGGAAACUGAAUGUCAGGACUUAUAUUUGCAUAUGGACCAAAUGCAUGGGCUUGUAAAAUAUUUCAUUAUAAAAGUUGCUGUGAUAAAUCAUUGUCAUCCAUACCAUACUUUUUCUAUGUUCUUUUGGGUAUUUAAACAACAAUUUUUGUUCUGUGUCAAUUUUGUUAAGUCUUAAUUAAAGGCCAUCUUGUUCUCUGAUCUACCUAUAUUCUUUAGUUGCAUAUCUGUAAUUUUCAUAAAGUUUCUGAAAUCCGUUAUUGAUCUGUGUACUUUAUUAAUGCUGUUUCUGUGCUCUCAUAUACGCAAGUCCAUUUACAUUGGUUGUUGUAUAAAUGUUCACGUUUUUAACUGGAGCAAUAUUUGCCCCUCACUGCCAUUGCAAUCUUGUUUAACCUAGUGUAUUUUUAUAAAGAUUUUAUCAUCCAAGAUGUAUGUUUUAACAGUAUAAUAUAUACAAAUAAUAUUUAUUUAAAAACA
This is a messenger RNA of Dreissena polymorpha, 2691 nucleotides long. Its product is annotated as cyclin-G1-like. Gene Ontology annotation, cellular component: cyclin-dependent protein kinase holoenzyme complex; cytoplasm; nucleus. The transcript has 8 exons. The record is from RefSeq and is a predicted model, not a curated record. Lineage: Eukaryota; Metazoa; Mollusca; Bivalvia; Myida; Dreissenidae. Gene Ontology annotation, molecular function: cyclin-dependent protein serine/threonine kinase regulator activity. Bases 160 to 1377 code for a protein of 405 amino acids. Gene Ontology annotation, biological process: regulation of cyclin-dependent protein serine/threonine kinase activity; mitotic cell cycle phase transition.